This is a messenger RNA of Phalaenopsis equestris, 809 nucleotides long. Its product is annotated as cyclin-J18-like. Bases 41 to 265 code for a protein of 74 amino acids. The record is from RefSeq and is a predicted model, not a curated record. The transcript is spliced from 3 exons. NCBI's taxonomy places the organism in Eukaryota, Viridiplantae, Streptophyta, Magnoliopsida, Asparagales, Orchidaceae.
GUUAUCAAAAGUAGGGAACCUUGUAAGCCUUGAAGUUUGCAUGGAGAUCAUGGAUCUUCUUUAUGAAACAGAGCAGACUUCAAUGCUAUUCAGCUCUCCUCAUGCUCUUUCUGCAUCCAUUCUUGUAGCUGCGUACUUUUUCAUGGUGCCCAAGCAACAGUGGGAGUUCCCUCUUCUUCCUUGGGGAUUUUAUUAUUUGGAUGGAUACUUUCAACGACAAGGAUUGAAAGAGGGGGACAAUCGGAAAAUAUUGCAUAUUUACUAAAUUUCAGUAUUACAUGCAUGAAGUUGGUAAGAGGAAGCAAAUAUUGAAAGAAAAUAUAAUAAAGGUGAAUAUCUUCUAUAACCCUAAAAAAAGAAAAGAUUCUAGGGAUCUAACAAAUUUUUUUUCUCCAUUUUCUUUGUUUAGGAUUUUAUCAUUGGGAUGGGUUCUUUCAACAAGGAUUGAAAGAGAGGGAGAAUAGGAAAAUAUUACAUAUUUACUAAAUUUCAAAAGUAGUAAAGCAUAAAGUAGGUAAGAGAGCAAAUAUUGAAAGGGGAUGUAAUAAAGAUGAAUAAAUUCUAUACAAAAAAAUAUUACAAUAAUUAUUAAAAACAAUCCUGAGAUUGUCUUGAGAGGAGCAUGAUCGGUUUAUCAAAAAGAGAAUUAUUUAACUUGGACGUAGAAUCCUCAAAGGAGAUUUUUUUUGUUGUCAGCAGAAUUGAUGCAUUUAUAUACAUAAAUAGAAAUAAUUGAACAUAAAGGAAAUAAUAUCGAGUAUAUACUCAAUCAAGAGAAUAGGUUACAUAGUAAUAACAGUUCAUGUUAA